Molecule: messenger RNA, 630 nt
Organism: Bursaphelenchus xylophilus (pine wood nematode)
Lineage: Eukaryota; Metazoa; Nematoda; Chromadorea; Rhabditida; Aphelenchoididae
Source: the annotation of a GenBank genome assembly
AUGAAACGGAAUGCCAAUAACGUAGUCGUAGGUUUCGUCUCGGGACUCAACAUCUCCCUUUGUGAAGAAGGAUCAGCGCUUGGAUCGGUAGGUGGAGAGUUGACUGUAGUCCGGUAGCUUCUUGGCAUUUUGGCUUGGCUUCUACUCGACGGGCUAGGGGAUUGCGGUCUUCAAGCACGCCACGAAAAACGUAAGGCAAAAUUGGAAAUAGAGAUUUCGAGCUGCGCCCAAUAUUUUUGAUUUUUUUGAAAGAAUGAAUAUUGUGUUAGAUGCUAUUGUAACUCUGCGAUUUGGAAUAAUUUAGGGAUGAAUAGUAUGUCAAAAAUUACGUUGUUCUCAGUUUCAAGUGUUGAAUAUAAUGGAUGAGUCCAUGGAGCCCGGCCCAUCGCGCUGUGACCCAAACAUUGAUCUUCCAUCUACCGACGUGCCUCCAGAAAAUGUAAGAUUUCUCUUUCGUUUGGGUUCUUUAGUGGUACGUUGGGGGAUGGAUAUUGUGUGGAACAUCCUAGCGGACGUUGUAAAAAAGAAAUCUGGAAAUUUGACAGUUGAAAAGGGCACUUGUCGGUUCAUUAUUGCAUCAUGUUGCAGGAACUGAAGGAGAUACGCAAGAAAGGACUGGAGAAGGCGUGA